This is a messenger RNA of Sesamum indicum (sesame), 2241 nucleotides long. RefSeq lists its product as uncharacterized. Gene Ontology annotation, molecular function: nucleic acid binding. The record is from RefSeq and is a predicted model, not a curated record. NCBI's taxonomy places the organism in Eukaryota, Viridiplantae, Streptophyta, Magnoliopsida, Lamiales, Pedaliaceae.
AUGGCAGAUUCAUCAUCGGUGGAAACAGAUCAGUAUGAGAGGGGAGUUCGAUAUCUCCAUCCCUCAGAUAAUUCGAGUUUUGUACUCGCUUCAUCGCCUCUGAAUGGCACUAACUACUUGACGUGGAGUAGAGCUAUCUAUGUAGCUCUUGGAUGCAAGACGAAGCUUGCAUUCAUCGAUGGAACGUUUCCACGACCGGCAUCGGGUUCUGCUUUGUUCGAACAGUUGAGAAGGGUCGACCUCAUGGUGACUUCGUGGAGUUGGAAUUCGAUUUCGAAAGAAAUCGUAGAAGGCUUUACGUAUGUAAACUCAUCUCGUGAGCUAUGGCUAGAGAUAGAAGCGAGAUAUGGACGCAGCACUGGUCCAACAAUCUAUCACUUGCAGCGAGAGAUCUCCUCGAUUUCGCAAGGAGACAUGACGUUAACAAAUUACAUGACGAAGCUAAAGAAAUUAUGGAAUGAACUUUUCUGUCUAGCACCCUCUCCUAAAUAUACAUGUGGAGGGUGCUCAUGUGGAAUAAACAAAGCGAUUGGAGAGAUGUAUACUGCAACACAACUUAUGCAAUUUCUCAUGGGACUCCAUGAAAGCUUUGAUAAAGAGAAAAGUCAAUUACUCAUGAUGGAUCCAUUGCCGGACUUGGAGAGACCAUUUUUCAUGAUAUUUGCGGUGGAACAACAACGCAAUGUGCAGACGCAUCUUGCUGAUAAUGUCAAUAACACAGCAUAUCAGAUAUACGGCACGCCGGAGUGGUAUAAAGCACUAAAUGAGAAGAAGAAACAGCAUGCUGCAACUUAUAAUGUUGCAAGGAACAUUGACUCUAAAGAGGUGAACAAAAUAGAUGCAUCCCCAGUUAAGACUAACUCACAAACAGAUAUGGUUGGAAUGAUGGCAGAAAUAAUGAAAAUCAUAAGGAAUAAAGACACACCAUCAGAUCCUAUUUCCAGUUUUGUAAACUACGCUCAUUGUGAUGAGGAAUUCGCGGGUAACACAUUUGUUUCUAAUGCAUUAGGGGUGAAUGAUUGGAUAGUUGAUUCCAGUGCUACGAAUCAUAUGUGCGCACACCUGUCAAAUUUUGAUUCUUAUUCUGCCCCUAUUCAUACACAUUUCAUUCAUCUUCCUGAUGGAUCAAAAAGGGCAGCUGCUUAUAUUGGGAUGGUGAAAUUGAUAGACGAAAUUAAGCUUGAGUCAGUGCUUUACAUCCCCAACUUUUCUGUCAAUCUUCUUUCUGACCAGGUGACUAAGAGGGUGCUGGCCAAAGGAAUUCUGGACAAGAGAUUGUACACUCUAAGGAUCUCUAUUUCUGCGCCUUUAACUGUUUUGAACAAUAAUUUUCCUACUUCUUGUACUACUUUCGGUGGAUGUAAUGAUGAAUUGUGGCAUGCCUCUAUGGCUGCUAUUAAGCACAUUCCCGAAUGUAAACUUUCGAGUAUUUCAUUGGAAUCGAAGUGUGGGAUUGGUCCUAAAGCAAAGCAAUCCAGAAUACCUUUUAAGUCUAAUGACUCAUGCAUUACUUCACUCUUUGAAUUGGUACACUUGGACGUUUGGGGUCCGUACAAGACUCCUACUUUGACAGGAUGCCAUUAUGUCUUGAUUGUUCUUGAUGACUACAAUCGAUCCUUGUGGACAUACCUUAUCAAACACAAGGAUCAAGUCGUCUCUAACUUACAGGCUUUUGCAGCGAUGGUUGAAGUGCAAUUUGGAGCCAAAGUCAAAGUGUUUCAUUCGGAUAAUGGAGAUGUCAUCUCCCAUGAAUUGAGCUUUCCUUUUGCUCAAGAACAAGCUGCAGAUGCUCUUCACUGUCCUUUUCCCACAGUCAAUGCUGGAAGUAAUGAUAAGGAUCCUGAGCUUCUCACUCUAGGCCUAGCUGCUUUGCCUACAUCUCCUAACACAACACCGGCGACAACUAGUGAAACUCAACAGGGUGGUACUUCUUCAGACACUCUGAUUCCUCUUCGCAGGUAUAAGACACGUCUCGUCGCCAAAGGCUUCAAUCAAAUCGAGGGGAUUGACUAUACGGAGAGCUUUUCGCCCAUGACGAAAGCGGUAAUUGUGCGUCUGUUUUUUACUUUGGCUGCAGCUUGUGGUUGGGCACUUGAACAAUUAGACGUUAAUAACGCCUUUCUUCACGGGUACUUAGAAGAGGAUAUUUACAUGAUACCUCUUGCGGGAUAUAAGGUGGAUUCAGGUGUUGUUUGUAAACUUGAACUGUCUUUGUAUGGCUUGAAGCAGGCCUCACACUAA